Molecule: messenger RNA, 7534 nt
Organism: Anguilla anguilla (European eel)
Lineage: Eukaryota; Metazoa; Chordata; Actinopteri; Anguilliformes; Anguillidae
Gene: wapla
Product: WAPL cohesin release factor a
Exons: 20
Coding region: 307-3741 (1144 amino acids)
Biological process (GO): regulation of chromosome condensation
Source: RefSeq, a predicted model, not a curated record
GCCUGUUGUAGCGAAGGAAAGAGGGAGGAGAAAUCCAAUGGCAGUCUGCGGUGUAGCCAAUAUGAGUCGGACGAGAUUGAAGUAAAUAAACGAAAAUAUCAACAAUAGAACAUUCUAAAUAAACUUUAUUAUUAAACUUGCUGUCAAAUACAUUGUUAUAUUAUUUGUGAAGGCCACAUCUGACCUUGUUGAACGGAAUCGGCAGGUUGUUUUUGUGCGAGUACGCCGAGGAGGCCCUGUCGGGUCUGAGUGGAUAGAAGCGGCCGCCUCGGAGUUGAGAGUUGGGAAUAUGUAACAGGGGUCACCAUGACAUCAAGAUUCGGUAAAACCUACAGUCGGAAGGGAGGGGACGGGAGCUCCAAGUUCGAUGAGGUCCUGUCCAACAAGAGGGCCACCCUCAGUACCAAAUGGGGCGAGACCACCUUUAAGGCCCAGCUGGGGUCCAAACGGCCCGGCCUGGUCCCGGUCCCCGAGCCUGGGGAGACCCCCAAAAAGCCCCGGCGCUCGGAGGAGGAGGAGGACGGCUCCGAGGACCCCUUUGGCUUCGACAGCGACGAAGACUCCAGACCGGUGUCCUCCCGCGGGGCCCCCCAGCCCAGGCCCGCCCCGACCAAAGUGGCGGCCCCUGAAAUGCGCCUGGCCGAGUGGCCGAGCGAAACCCGGCAGCUCAACAGCCGCGUCGCCGCGGAGACGGCGCCGGCGUCCCCUGACUGGAUGAUGGAGGACGCUGGCGUCGAUGCUGUCAGCAGCAGAACACCCGCAGGGAAGGCCGAAGGCUGCGAGACGCACAGCUACAGCUGGUACAGCAAGGCCUGCGAGAGCGACAGGAGGCCCACCCCUCACACCACCAGCCUGAAGACGGACAGCUGGAGCUCCCCCUCGCCCGGCUCCGACACGCCCAAGGGGGGCGGCUCCCCGUGGCCGGGGGUGUUGGCGCUGGACGAGGAGGGGAAGACGCUGUGCAGCGAGGACCAGCCCCUCUCCGAGCCCGACCGCGACUCGCCGCGCUCCUCCACCGCUGCCGCCGAGCCGGGCCGGGGGGACCUGGACCUGCCCUCGGAGCCCUCCGAAUCGGACGCCCCUUCCCAGCUCCCCCUCAGGCCCUCCAACUGCCGCACCUACCGCCGGCCCGACCGCUGCAAGCAGGCCCCGGGGGCGGGGAACGGGGAGGGCGCCGGCCAGGCCUCGCUCAAGCCCGGCAGCGCCCCCGGUGGCCGGGGCAGGGACUACACCGUGCUGCACCCCUCCUGCUUGUCCGUGUGCAACGUCACCAUCCAGGACUCCAUGGAGAGGAGCGUAGAGGACUUCCCCAGCGCCCCCUCCACGGACCCGGGGGAGGCCGGCCGGCUCAAGAAAAAGACCGAGACCACGCCCACCAAGCCCACCAGGUUUAGACCCGUGCAGAGUAAGUCUAAGAAGGAAAGCAAGCUGGACUUCUUCGGUUUUGAAGAGAAGGACGGCCAGGACGAGGAAGACCCCUCCGCCUCGGGCAGCACAAACUACAAGAUCAAGUACUUUGGCUUUGAUGACCUGAGCGAGAGCGACAGUGAGGGAGAGGAGGAUACCUCCCGGGCAGCAGAGAAGAGGAAGGCCAAGAAGGCUGCAGCAGCAGCAGCAGCAGCAGCCAUGGCCGCAAGGUUUGACUACCCAGAGCUGACUGACUCCCAGGAAAGCCAAUCCAGCACUAACACAGAUAUUCUGGAGUUCCCAGAUGAUUCCUAUCCGGCUGCCACUGAGGUGCCGAAGAGGCCGCGGGGAAAACAGUCGGACAAAUCCGGAGAGGCCAGCAGAAAGAUUUUCAGCGGCCCCAAAAAGUCCCCGGCCAAGGCUGUGUACAACGCCAGGCACUGGAACCACCCAGAAGCCGAGGAGCUUCCCCCGCCGCCCCUGUCCCGGGCCCAGACCGCUCCGGCCAGUCUAUCGGGAGGAAGCAGGGAACCCAACUCCCACAAAGACGAUGGCGUGUUCAAGACUCCGCCCCCUCCACCCAAAGUCAUCAAAUCGGUGACCAUCCCUACCGAGCCCUACCAGGACAUCGUUACGGCACUGAAAUGCAGGAAGGAACACAAGGAGCUGUACACUGUUGUUCAUAACGUGAAGCACUUCAACGAUGUCGUGGAGUUCGGAGAGAACCAGGAGUUCACGGACGACUUUGAGUAUUUGGAAACGGGCCUGAAGAGUGGUCAGCCCCUAAACACACGCUGCCUUAGUGUCAUUGGCCUGGCAACCAGGUGUGCCAUGCCCAGCUUCCGCAUGCACCUAAGAGCCAGAGGAAAGGUGGCCCAGGUCUUCAAAACGCUGAACGACGCACCGCAGCACCCGAACCUGGCCCUGUGUACUGCCUCUCUGAUGUACAUUCUGAGUCGGGACAGGCUGAACAUGGACCUGGACCGGGCCUGCCUGGAGCUCAUGAUCCGCCUGCUGGAGCUGGAGCAGGACCCCAAGACGGGCGAGGCCGAGCUGAGCUCCAGGGAGAUGAGCAAGGUGAAGGAGAAGAUCCGGAAACUGUGCGACACGGUGCACAACAAGCACCUGGACCUGGAGAACAUCACGACUGGCCAUUUAGCCAUGGAGACCUUGCUCUCGUUGACCUCCAAGAGGGCAGGUGAUUGGUUCAAAGAGGAGCUGCGGUUGCUAGGAGGCCUGGACCACAUUGUAGAUAAAGUAAAAGAAUGUGUGGAGAACCUGAGCGAGGAGGAGGAUGAGGAGAACCUGGUAGCGUCGCUGUGGGGGGCGGAGCGGUGUUUACGGGUGCUGGAGAGCGUUACCGUGCACAACCCGGAGAACCAGAGCUACCUGAUCGCUUACAAAGACUCGCAGCUCAUCGUCUCCUCCGCCAGGGCCCUGAGGCACUGUGAGGAGAAGAUCCAGCGCUAUAGCCGGGAAGCGCCUGCCCUCCGCGCCUGCGGGGGCGCUGUUCUGCCGCACUGCAGCUUCAGCAGCGUGGGCAAGGCCGUGGAGGACUGCAUGCGCGCCGUCAUUGGGGUGCUGCUGAACCUCACCCACGACAACGAGUGGGGGAGCACGAAGACGGGCGAGCAGGACCAGUUCAUCACCACUGCGCUUAACUGUGUGCUGCGUGUUCCCCAGUUUCUACCCCAGGAGCAGAGAUUCGACAUCCGAGUGCUGGGCCUUGGCCUCCUGAUUAACCUGGUGGAGUACAGUGCCCGGAACCGGCACUGCCUGAUGGACAUGCAGCUGGACACGCCCCCCUGUGUAGGGGAGGAGCUAAAGACAGAGGGUUCCCUCAGUGCCAUCGCAGCUCUUGUGCAGCUCUUCCUGGAGCGCGAGCGCGCGGCGGUGCUCGCUGAGGCGGAGACGGAUGACUUCAUCAAUGACGCCCCCAAGCCCCAGCCGGACCAGAGCGGCGAGUGGAAGGAAACUUCCGGAGAGAUCCAGUGGGUGUCCGCGGAAAACUGCGCGGAGAACGAGAACAACUCGGAGAAGGAGAAGAAAGACGAGGAGGACGAGGAACUGGACCUGAACAAAGCCCUGCAGCAUGCUGGGAAGCAUAUGGAGGACAGCAUCGUGGCCUCGUACACUGCACUGCUGUUGGGCUGUCUGUGUCAGGGGAGUUCCGUGAAUGUGACUACAGUGAGGGACAAUUUACCUAAAGGGGAUUUCUCCAUAAUGGCGGAAAUGCUCAAGAAGUUCUUAAAUUUCAUGAAUCUUACAUGUGCUGUGGGCACCACUGGGCAGAAGUCCAUCUCUCGGGUCAUUGACUACCUGGAGCACUGUUAGUGCUGUGGCUGGGCUGGGUCCCGCUGCGGAUUCCGGGCCACAGAGAGGGACAUCGUCGUGAUCGCCAUCACAGCCGUCCUGUCAACGGGCUUCAUCACCUUCCGCUUUCAUUCCAAUGGCGGUUGCCUCUCUCAGAAUUUCACUCUGUACUUAAGCAGUGUUCAGAUGUUCUCCGGCAACUGACUGAGGUACAACGGCUUUAUUUCGCAGACAAAAUAUGAACCUCGCAGAAACAACGCGGGCUGCAUAAACCAGCCACAAAUGGACGGGCUGUUCUUACUGGAAAGCUCUCUUGGGGUUCUCCUGGCCUACGAGCAGACGAGUGACGACGGUGGUUGAAGUGUGUCGCGUGUCAAUGAAUGUUAUGUCUGAGGCAGCUGAGUUUUGAGUGAUGAUCUCGCAGGAUUCUGGCCAGUAAAGGCGGGGCUGUUUUGGGCGUGGUCACAGCCUUUUUCUUUUUGCGAGAACUCACGUUUGCACUGACUCCACACACCCCCACCUCCCCCCCCCCUUUGACCAAGGAAACACAUCAAGCACUUGCCUGCUCAGUAAGGUUAGCUGAGUCGUUGAAGCUUUUUUUUCUUGUUGUUUUGUUUAUUUUUAUUUAACGUGUUGGUAAGCUAACUUUAAGUAUUCAGUAAAGUAAUAAGCAGGUCAUUAAGAGGGAAAGUGUGGAGUAAUGUGUACAUUCAAGUACAUCUAGAGGAGUUUGGAGCUGGAAUUUGGGGCUUGAGAAAGACAGUUCCUCACAGUGGAGGGAAAAUAAAGCAUGAAAGAUGGUCCAUGGCAAAGUCAUCCUCACAGCUGCACGAUGUGCAUUUUCUGCUCCUGCGGUUUUGGGUUUAUUUUAAGAAAUGCAGUUAGAUGAUGGCUCGGCUCACUUAUCCCCUCUUAGCGGGUCAGGUGUUCGCUGUGAAUUGUACAGUUUUGGAAAGCGACUGUAAGAAAAAGCUUUUUCUUCUCAAUGAAAGCUGUGAGUUGAAGACUGAUUGCGUACAUGACUCAUGUACAGAGCAGGGCCUUUCUGCUGAUGUAGAGCAUUGUUUUGUCUGUAUAUGAAGACUAAUAAGACUUGUUUUCAAAAACAAAAUGUGCUUUUCUAACUGUUGAACUUUUGACUUUGUAAUCUUAAUUUAAGUACAAAAUAAAUCAGCAGGACUGGAAAAAAUUUAAGUUUAAUUAUUUAAAAUAGGCACUUGAAAGAAUUUAUUGAAAGUAUCAUUCACAACCUUUGUCUAUCACAGGUACCUCUUAAUACCCUUUUAAUAGAGUCAGAAUUAUAUAAAGAGAAGGAGCAAAGAUGGAGCUAAAUUGUAAUGAUUAAUGUACUGAGCUUUAAGGGCAUCUUGCAAGUUAAGCACCACUAAACAAUGUUGUUUUGCACGUGCAGUAUCCUCCAAAUUAAUCAUACCCUAGAUGAAGAUGAUAAGGUACAUUAUUGUCUUAAACUAUUGGUAAUGCAUUAAAUAUAUUAAUUGCAGCCAUUGAAAAUGAUAGUUUACCAAGAUACACUUGACAAAUCACACAUGGCUUUACAGAGUAAAUAAAGCUUUGUUUUCGUAUAUUUGCUGCAUCCUGAGUUGGCUGGCUAGCUAACAUUACUGUAGCUGCUAGGACCAUGCUAGCAAACCAACUUAAACAACAUUUUGCUGUAUAGCCUGGUGUAGCAGCUUACAAUGAGUUAAGACCAUGUUAAAUAUGAUUACAUACUCUUGAAGUAUUAAGUUCACCAACAGUAUUUGUGCCUGGGUGCGGUCGUACUUUGAAGAUGUUCAGAUGUCUCCAUGACAGGUCUAGGGUCAGACACUUGCAGUAUAUUCUGCUGAAGCUGAACGGAACGCAGAUGCUAGAUCAGUUCUCAGUUCCCGUAGUCUUCUUGAGGCGCGAAUCCGUGUGUAACCAGCAGAUGUCACUUUGGUUUUCUUUUCAGCGUUAGAUCCACUGAAUUAAUGGUAAAUGCCUAUAUUAAAUCAAGAUUUUGGUUAAAGGCCUAGAGGUGAUAACUUAGCCUGGGCAGUCUGCCUGGACUAAUCAGGCCUGUGGGAAACCUUGGCUCUUUACCUGUGUGGUUUAUCUUAUACAGCCUUCUUUGCUCAUCUUUAUCAAGGACGUGAAUCAUUUUCGAGUGUAUCGUAGCUGUGCUAAUCUAUUACGCCUUAAUUCAAUCUGUCAAAUAGAACGAAAGAUUCAAGACCUCUUAUACCGUUCUCUGCUGCGCCCACGCAGAAUUCACGACCAGAAGGGACCGGGGUAGUCUGAGCUUUAGGUGAGCAUGACGCAUCGUGGCUCAGGCCUAUGAGUGGGGUUUUCAUCUCAAACAAGGUCCCAGAGCUCUGCGUUAGAGAUGAUUAUGUCAGAGUGUGAACCAUGAACAACCGCGUGGUACGAUGUCUAAUUAGAUGACCGCUUCACUUGGUUGUCUAGCUAGCCGAGCCGUCGGCUUGUUAAGGUAAUAGUUUUCAGUAGAUGUAACGGCAGUAAUUCACUAAUGCACCGCGUAGUAGUGCAGUAAUGGCGUAGAAGAACUGCAGAUUGAGGCGAAAUGUCUGUGUGAUGGUUGUGCAAGCGGACUGAGUUUAAGUGCUGUAGGAUGGCUGAGAAAGACCUGGUGGAAAUGGCUCAUAAGUGGCUCUCGGCCGCGGACGGAACACAGAAUUGCGUUCGCUAAGAUGGGGUAGCGCAGCGCAUUUUCUUGAAGAGUAACGGUGAUUGAGUUUUUUUUUUUUUUUUUUGCUUGAGCGAGCUGCAUUACUCUGCUCAAAAGGAACUUGUUUUACGGCAUGAAAAGAUUUGCAGAAUGCUCUCAAUAAUUAGGCUCUUGCUCGAGAAACAACAAAAAUGUACAUUUUCCAUUUUUGAUUGCCACUUAAUGUUAAUUACUUUUUACUUAAUAGAUGCACUUUAAAUGUCAAAUUCUCCUAAAAUUGUGUAUGUAUUCGCAAAAAAAAAAAAAAAAAGAUAAAGUACCGUUUCCUUUGGAGGCUUGAUGUUUCAUCCAUAAUUCAACCUCUUCAGUCUGUUACUCCCACUCCAUGUGAUGCUAAAUGCAUUGUUCAUGUGAUGGUCCUAAUGCCCCCUAGUGCACAGAGUGUGCAUUACUCACAGUUUGCACUAGUAUUUAAUUCUGGAGUCCCGUUUACCUGACACAAGGUGAUGUUCUGCAGGCAUAAUAAACCAAGCUCGGGUGAAGAUGCAAGACUCCAAUGUGCAGGACUAGAGAUGCGAGAACAGCGAGGCUUUUAAUAGCUUUUGUAUUGGGCAGUGUUAUUUGAGGCUUGAGUAACUUGCCGCACCACUGAUGCUGAAAUUGAUCGGGCCUACGCGGGGGUUUGCGUUUUGUGACCUACCGGUGGUCAGGUGGGGCUCCCUCUGGUCACAUGACUUCAGCUGGCCCCAGGUGUGCGGUUCGGUGUGGUUCCUGAGUGAAGACUCCUCUAUUCCAAGAGGACAAGAGCCAUACCAACAAGUUUUCUUUCUUUUUUUUUUCUUUGUAAAAUUGCACUUGGUUUGCAAAAAAAAAAAAAAAAAAAAGGUUUAUUUACAAAUAUGAAUGGAAUUACAUGUACAUAUUUAUGUAAAUAUUAGCUGUUGGACAUUGGAAUGGUAGAACACUUUUCUGAAUCCAACCCUAUUUUUGUUUUAUACCACGUUUCUCAGUUGUAUUAUUUACAGUAAUAAGUAUAAAAAAAAGACAACUGCAGGAAGUAAAAAAAAGUUUGUACCAGUUUUGAGAAUAAUGUCUUUGGUUACAUGUAAAUAAUUGUAUCUGGAAUAAAAAUUGAUACUUUCAGUA